UUUGCACCAUCGCAGGUGGUGUGGGACAGAGAAGAUGAAGCACGUGAACAAAAAUUACGACAGAGGCCUGUAUCAGCCCUGGUUAAAGCAGUUGUCACUGCUCCACCAUAUGGGCAACGUAAAGGAUGGGUACCAAGAAAUCCAGAGGAUUUUGGAGAUGGUGGAGCAUUCCCAGAAAUACAUGUGGCGCAGUAUCCGCUUGGAAUGGGGAUGAAAGGAAAGGAAACUACCAGCAAUACUCUGGCAGUUCAGCUGGAUGCUCAUGGAAAAGUAAAAUAUGAUGUUAUUGCUAGACAAGGCCACUCUAAGGAUAAGAUUGUUUAUAGCAAACUGAGUGACUUAUUACCCUCAGAAAUCACAAGUGAGGAAGAUCCAACUUUGCAACGUCCACCUACUGAUGAGAUCGAUGAGCUUACAGAGAAAACUAAGAAAGCUCUGGAAAAAAUAACAAGAUCAAAGAUAGCUGCAGCUAUGCCAGUCAGAUGUGCAGAGAAGCAAGCACCAGCUCAGUAUAUUCGAUACACGCCGUCGCAACAAGGACAAUCUUUUAAUUCAGGGGCUAAGCAAAGGGUUAUAAGAAUGGUAGAAGCUCAAAUAGAUCCCUUAGAACCACCAAAAUUCAAAAUUAAUAAGAAAAUACCACGAGGUCCUCCUUCGCCCCCAGCACCAGUUAUGCACUCGCCUACAAGGAAGGUUACAGUGAAAGAACAAAAGGAGUGGAAAAUACCACCAUGUAUCAGUAAUUGGAAAAACGCAAAGGGAUACACAAUUCCGCUGGAUAAGCGUCUAGCUGCAGAUGGCCGUGGAUUGCAGCAAGUUCACAUAAACGAAAACUUUGCCAAAUUGGCUGAAGCUCUGUAUAUCGCGGAUAGAAAGGCUCGUGAAGCGGUAGAAAUGCGAGCACAGCUCGAAAAGAAGUUAGCACAAAAAGAGAAAGAGAAGAAGGAGGACCAUCUGAGACAACUUGCACAGAAAGCCAGAGAAGAACGUGCUGGUUUGAAGUCAGCCGCAAUGGAAAAAUCGGAGGAGUCACGUGAAAGGGACCAACUUAGGCAAGAACGACACAAGGAUCGUGCACGAGAGAGGAAUUUGGCACGUGCUGCACCUGAUAAACGUUCCAGACUGCAACGUGAACGUGAACGUGAUAUCAGUGAACAGAUCGCACUUGGUUUACCAGCGAAAAGUAUUCCUAACUCCGGAGAAGCACAAUUCGACCAACGAUUGUUCAAUACCAGUAAAGGAAUGGACAGUGGUUACGGACAUGAUGACGAAUAUAAUGUUUAUGAUAAGCCCUGGAAAGAUUCUAACUCUAUUGGUUCACACAUAUACCGACCUAGUAAAAAUAUUGACAAGGAUACUUAUGGAGAUGAUUUAGAGAAGCUUGUUAAAACAAACAGAUUUGUCCCAGAUAAAGAAUUCAGUGGAACUGAUAGAUCAACUGCACGCUCUGGGCCAGUACAAUUCGAGAAGGACGAGGAGGACCCAUUCGGUUUGGAUCAGUUCUUGAAACAAGCUAAACGCGCCAGCAGUUCCACUACCACAACCACAAAACGUAAAGAAGAACGAGAACAACGAAGAGACGAUCGCGACAAACGAAGGAAACAUUAA
Molecule: messenger RNA, 1608 nt
Organism: Habropoda laboriosa
Lineage: Eukaryota; Metazoa; Arthropoda; Insecta; Hymenoptera; Apidae
Gene: Bx42
Product: puff-specific protein Bx42
Exons: 6
Biological process (GO): mRNA splicing, via spliceosome
Cellular component (GO): spliceosomal complex
Source: RefSeq, a predicted model, not a curated record